Molecule: messenger RNA, 3849 nt
Organism: Lathyrus oleraceus (garden pea)
Lineage: Eukaryota; Viridiplantae; Streptophyta; Magnoliopsida; Fabales; Fabaceae
Product: kinesin-like protein KIN-6
Exons: 28
Coding region: 113-3424 (1103 amino acids)
Biological process (GO): microtubule-based movement
Cellular component (GO): kinesin complex; microtubule; nucleus
Molecular function (GO): ATP hydrolysis activity; microtubule binding; microtubule motor activity
Source: RefSeq, a predicted model, not a curated record
GAACCAUUUCAAAUUCUCGCUAGUGCUGAAUCGUAACGUCAUUUUUCUUCCCCAAAAAUUCAAAACCCCAGCAUUUCCGCCAUUUCCUGCUAGACUAGUCGCCAUUUCCGCCAUGUCUACGACGAAGAAGGACAACAGCAACUUAAAAUCGUGCCCUUUCACCGUCACCGUUCGCCGGAACCCUCCCCGGCGAGCUCGUGCUACUCCUUCCCACGGAAUUGCACCGUUUCCCAACGAAGAAAUUUUGUCCGAGCAAGUAUCACACAUUCCAUCAGCAACGUCAGAGGACGAGAUUCUGAAAAAUCCAUCAUCAUCCGAGAAUGAGAAUCCGAUAAACCCAACUGCAUCGGAGAACGAGAAUCUGAUAAAUCCAACUACAUCGGAGGAGAACGAGAAUCUGAAAGUUUUUCUCAGAAUCCGUCCAUCUCAACCUCCAAAUCAAGCUCAGCGCGUGAGAGCCAAAACCGCGUGGCCGAAAAAGCAAACGAAGAAUGUAACUAACAAUUUGAAGAAGAAAAGCUCCUCUUCGUGCAUAUCCAUGAACGAUUCACAGUCAGUGACGUUAUUAGUUCCUUCGGAUUUGCAAGAUGCGAAGAGAGUAAAAUCAGAAACAUACGGUGGUUUCAGUCACGUUUUUCCUUCCGAUUCCUCUCAGUUGGAAGUUUACGAGAGAAUGGUGAAACCUAUGGUGGAUGAGUUUAUGAAGGGUAAAAGUGGAAUGUUGGCUGCAUUAGGUCCCAGUGGGUCUGGGAAGACUCACACGGUUUUCGGAACCCCGAGGGACCCUGGAAUGGUGCCUCUUGUCCUACGCCAUAUUUUCAAGGAGACUGAGGCUUCUAGAUCCUAUUACGUAGCUAUAUUCGAGAUAUAUACUGAACGGGGAAAAUCAGAAAAACUGUUUGAUUUAUUACCAGAUGGCAGUGAACUAAGUAUGCAGCAAUCCACCAUAAAAGGCCAGAAAGAGGUUCUCAUCUCUAAUGCUGAACAGGCAGAAUCCUUGAUAGCACAAGCUGUGAUAAAACGUGCAACUGCAAUGACAAAUACCAACUGUCAGUCUAGCCGGUCACAGUGCAUCAUAAACAUUCGCGACGUUCCUAAAAAAGGUAAAGGAGUGGUCAAUUCUAAGUCAAGCAAUGCUGUUUUGACUAUCAUUGACCUUGCUGGAGCUGAAAGAGAAAAAAGAACAGGAAAUCAGGGGACAAGAUUGGUUGAAAGCAAUUUUAUCAACAACACGUUGAUGGUGUUUGGCUUAUGUUUAAGAUCUUUAUUGGAGCACCAAAAAAAUCCCAAGAAACAAUUGCAGAAGCACUUCCAAAAUUCUAUGUUAACAAGGUAUCUGCGAGAUUAUUUGGAGGGCAAGAAGCGCAUGACCUUGCUUUUAACAGCAAAGUCAGGAGAGGAUGAUUAUCUCGAUACGUCUCACCUACUUAGACAAGCUUCUCCUUACAUGCAAAUCAAGUAUAAUGAAGUUGAACCAUCAAUAAAUAUGGUUCCCAAAAAAAGGCAUCACCAAGCUUCUUCCAUAAUUGAUUGUGCAAAGCAAUCACCUUCAUUAGCACAUUUAAAGAGAAUGAAACUCGUUGGUGAACAUGCUGUGCAGAAUGCUGAAAAGAGUGUUGAAGAAUGUGACACUUCGAAGAAAGAUACUUCAACAGUGUCUAAAUUCGAUGAUAGCAGUUCUGUCCCUUUAAAGUCAGAAUGCAAUAGCCAUGCCGAGAGUGAAAGAAGUCAGAUUAUAAUGAGGAAUUUUGCAAGAGUUCUAUGGAAUGUAUUGAAGGAAUCUAAUUCCAAAUUAAAGGCUGCGGAAAGUGAAAUACUCGGUCUCAAGGAAAUCAUAGGAUAUGAAAAGGAAAAAAAUCUAGAGUUGGAAACGCAGCUGAAUGCCUUCAGGGCUGCCUGUACGUGUUGCGGAGGAGGAAAUGGAAAAACCAAUAUUGAAGAUUGUUCAUUAGUUGAUCUUGAUCACCGGCAUAAUUUGGACCAAGAGGAAUUUAACGCAGAGUCAUCAUCAUUUGAGCCGAGACUUGAUCAGUCAGAUGCUGAGCAUAUGCCUUGUUCUACAUGUUCAGAGCUAGAUUAUGAAAAAUCAGACAGGAAACUCUCCAUCUCAUUGUCAAAGUCAGGGCAUCAUAAUGCUUUGGAGGUUGAUGCUAUGGACAAAAUGCCUUGUGAAAUAUUUCAUUCAGAGUCAUCACUUGAGCCGUCUAAUGAAGAGCAUAUGCUUGGUUCUACCUGCAGGGCCUUAGAACCUGAAAAAUCAGAUGGGGAAGUCCCAGGAUCGUUAUCAAACUCAGGAAUUCAUAAGGCUUUUGAAGUUAAUGCUGUGAGGACCGUACCUAAUGAAACUUUCAAUGCAGAGUCACCAUAUAAGCCUAUAAUUGACCAGUUAGCUGAAGAACAUAUGCUUGGUUCUACCUGUAUGAAGUUAGACUCAGAAAUAUCAGAUAGGGAAGUCUCAGUCUCUUCAUCAAAGCCUGGGCAUGAUAAUUCUUUGGAGGUUGACGCUGAAACGUUCAAUGCAGAGUCACCAUCUAAGCCUAUAAUUGACCAGUUGGGUGAAGAGCAUAUGCUUGGUUCUACCUGUUUGAAGUCAGACUCAGAAAUAUCAGACAGGGAAGUCUCAGUCUCUUCAUCAAAGCCUGUGCUUGAUAAUUCUUUGGAGGUUGAUGUUGGAAUUGACCGGUUGGGUGAAGAGCAGAUGCUUGGUUCUAACUGUACGAAAUUAGACUCUGAAAUAUCAGAUAGAGAAGUCUCGGUCUCUUCAUCAAAGCCUGUGCAUGAUAAUUCUUUGGAGGUUGAUGCUGGAAUUGACCAGUUGGGUGAAGAGCAGAUGCUUGGUUCUAACUGUACGGAAUUAGACUAUGAAAUAUCAGAUAGGGAAGUCUCAGUCUCUUCAUCAAAGCCUGUGCAUGAUAAUUCUUUGGAGGUUGACACUGAAACAUUUCAACCACAGACAUCAUCUGAGCCUAUGACUGGUCCUGGCAGACAGUUAGAUUCGGAAAAAUCAAAUAGUUUAGUCUUGGGCGUUUUGGCCUCCUCAUCAAAACCAGGGGAUCAUAAGGAUUCGGUAAUCGAAGCUAAGAGCAAGAUUCUGAGUGAAUUGUUAGAUUCUUCGCUGUCAACAAAAGACGGCAUUUUGGAUCCUUCAUUGCCCAAAAAUGUCUUAUCUACUGAAACCCAGAAAGAUAAAGGAGUCAGUAAUUCCUCCCUCAAGCCGCCUCCUAGGUCGAAAAGGACACUUAUGCCUUCCUCAUCCAUGUUAUCAAGAAACUUGAGCACCUUUGAUCUUUUUGACGAAUCUGAGAAAUUAAAGGAGAACAGGGGCACAAGGAAGUUAGGUGCACGCGAUGAUCCUAAAAGAUCAAAUGGAAGUAUCUCUCUGCUCCACAUGCUCCAUGGUAGAAAAGGAAAUAUUCGUCACUAGGGUAGCCACCAAACCCUCCUUGAAGAAAAUGCAAAAAUGUUAUGCUUUGGACAAGGGAUAGAUGUCUUUACUUCCUCUGUGGUUGGUUACGACAUUUCGUUUUGGAGAAUAUCUUAUGCCUUAGCUACAUGCUUUGGUUAUUUGAAUUUAAUAGUUUAUGCAAACAAUUGUUUACUUAUUUGUAAGCAAUGCUUUGGUUAUUUGAAUUUAAUAGUUUCUGCAAACAAUUGUUUACUUAUUAAUUAGUAAGCAAUGCUGCAGUUGUAGUGGCCUAGCAGAAAUGUUACUGCUGCAGUUUUACCUUUUAUGCAAGUAAUUCUGCAUUUUUAGUGGCAUAGCAGAAAGUGUUACAACUGUAGAUGGAUUAUAUAAAUACACGACCUCCUAACAUAGAAAUGAAAUCUCCUUCUAUUCGUUUCAAGUCA